AUGGCCCCCGCCAGUAGCCGGGCUGUUGUUGUGGUCGCGCUCUUACUGCUCUACCUGAGUCGGUCCAUCUUCUCCACCGAGUAUUUCUCCACCCUGACGCUGUUCAACAACGAACUCCACAAGCAGGGAUGCAGCUCUCUGUCCGAGUGGGAGGAAUACGCGGCGGACUGCGAGUCGUCCAUUUUACAGCUGGAGGACCCGGACUGCGAGGAGGGAAGUAACCCGCCCUGCGAGUCGGUCUUUUCACUGAAUGCAGAAAAGAUCCUGAAUCAGGCCAAGUUGUUUAUAGAGCAGAAAAAAAUCCCCUUCCCUGUAGAUAACCACAACACAAACGAAGAACUUGCGAUAGGCUACGUUCUGAUAGGAAACGGCCUUUAUGAUGAAGCCAUCAAACACUUCUCCCUAUUAUUACAGGGUGACCCAGAGCUGGUCAGCGCCAUCUAUGGGAGAGGAAUAGCAUACGGCAAGAAAAGUCUACAGGACAUAAAGAAUGCAGACUUGGCGCUGUACGAGCUCAACAGAGUCAUCACCCUGGAGCCGAACUGGCCCGAGGUUUACGAACAGAGGGCAGAGAUUCUGUCUCCUCUGGGUCGUAUCACUGAGGCUCUGGGGGAUCUGACCAAAGCCAUCCAGCUCCAGCCGUCGGCUCGACUCUACAGACACAGAGGAACGCUGCUCUUCAUUUCAGAGGACUAUGUGGCAGCUAUGGAGGACUUUCAGCAGUCAUUAGAGCUGAAGAAGAACCAGCCAAUCGCUAUGCUGUAUAAAGGUCUUACCUUCUUCCACAGAGGGAUGCUGAAGGAAGCCAUAGAGACGUUCAAGGAGGCGCUGAAGUUGAAGUCUGACUUCAUAGAUGCGUAUAAGAGCCUCGGACAGGCCUACAGAGAACUGGGUGACUUUGAGUCGGCCAUGGAGAGUUUCCAGAAAGCCCUCAUGUUGAACCAGAACCACAUCCAGUCUCUCCAGCUUCGAGGCAUGAUGCUGUACCACCACGGUUCACUGCAGGAGGCCAUCGGGAACUUCAAGAGGUGUCUUCAGCUGGAGCCGUACAACGAGGUGUGUCAGUACAUGAAGGGGUUAAGUCACGUGGCCAUGGGUCAGUUCUACGAAGGCAUCAAAGCUCAGACCAAAGUGAUGUUGAACGAUCCUCUACUGGGACAGAAGGCCAGCUCGGAAUACCUCAAAGUCAAAUACCUCAGAGAAUACUCUCGUUACCUUCACUCUCACCUGGACAUCCCAGUUGCAGAGUACAACGUGGACCAGGACUUACCUGGAAACUUCAAGAACCACUGGGCCAAGAACCUGCCUUUUCUAAUAGAAGACUAUGAAGAACAGCCAGGUCUGCAGCCACACAUCAAGGAUGUGUUACCGCAGAACUUCGACAGCUACAGCAGCGAAGUGCAGAAGCUGAUCUGCACGGCCGACCACCUAGGGGCGCUAAUGCAGUACGACACACCGGGAUUCUUACCCAAUAGGAGAAUACACAGAGCCAUGGGUUUGGCCACGCUGGAGGUGAUGCAGGCCAUGCAUCGGACGUGGAGCAACUCCAAAGUACGAGUCAAUGGAAAGACCAGACAAAUGCAGUGGAGAGAUAUGUUCGACAUAGCCGUCAAAUGGAGGAGGAUCGCAGAUCCAGACCAGCCGGUCCUGUGGUUGGACCAGAUGCCUGCACGGAGUCUGAGCCGAGGCUUCAACAAUCACAUCAACCUCAUCAGAGGACAGAUCAUCAACAUCAGAUACCUGGCAUACUUCGACAACAUCCUCGACUUCAUUAAAGACCGAAUACUGGUGUAUCAUGGGGCGUACAACCCCAGAGGACUCUUAGAAGUACGUCAGGCUCUAGAAAACGUAAAUAAAGUAGAAGAUCUACUUCCAAUAAUGAAGCAGUUCAACAGUAAAACCAGAGAUGGCUUCACAGUCAACUCCAAGGUGCCCAGCAUGAAGGAUUCUGGGAAAGAGUACGACGGCUUUACCAUCACCAUCACUGGAGACAGGGUGGGGAACAUGUUAUUCUCGGUGGAAACCCAGACCACAGAGGAGCGAACGCAGCAGUACCAGUCGGAGAUCGAGUCCAUUUACAAAGACCUCACCGUUAAAGGGAAGGCGCUGAUGCUUUCCACAGAACUAGGGGACGCAGAUGCUGUGUGUAACCUCAUCCUCUCCCUGGUUUAUUACUUCUGCAACCUCAUGCCGCUCUCCAGAGGAUCCAGUGUGGUGGCCUACUCUGUGGUAAUGGGGGCGCUGAUGGCCAGUGGGAAAGAAGUCAUCGGUCGGAUUCCUAAAGGAAAGCUGGUCGACUUCGAAGCCAUGACCACACCGAGUCCAGACAGCUUCAGUAAAACCAAGAGCUGGAUGAAUCUGAAGAGUUUACCAGGCUGGUACCAGAGUCUUCCGUCCGUCGCAGAGACCUUCCCGUCGACCAGAACGAUGAUCGAGGUUCUCAACACGGACUCGUCCUCACACUGUCCAAAGAAGUCUUAAUGCAGCUUCUACACAAGUCGUAUCAGAGCUUCGUAGCGGGCAGAACAAAGGGACCGCCAGCUCCUGAAACCCAAACUAACGCCAACCGCCAAAACGUUCUGACGCUGGAUGGAGACCAGAGACGAGUCUGAUAGAUGUGUACGAGCUUUGGGUUAUGGUCACAUGACUACGCGUGUCAGUGAAUGAUCCCACAAAUAUACACUAUGUGGACAAAAGUAUGUGGACACGUUGAAUUCAGGGUGGUUCUUCUCUAACGAAACAAUAACGACUAAUGUCAGAAUAUAGUUUUAUAUUGGGAUAAAUAUCAUUGCAUUGGUUAGUUUUGGGGUGAAAUUGUUAAAUUUGUUUCCGAAAAUUGCCUCAGAGAUGGAUUUGACUUAAUUUCUCUCAACAUUGAUUGUUUUUUUUUUUUUUUUUUUUUUAAAUCCAUGACUAUGAUUU
Sphaeramia orbicularis (orbiculate cardinalfish) is the source of this 2922-nucleotide messenger RNA. RefSeq names its product tetratricopeptide repeat protein 13-like. The record is from RefSeq and is a predicted model, not a curated record. Gene Ontology annotation, molecular function: protein binding. NCBI's taxonomy places the organism in Eukaryota, Metazoa, Chordata, Actinopteri, Kurtiformes, Apogonidae.